Lineus longissimus is the source of this 2012-nucleotide messenger RNA. Its product is annotated as divergent protein kinase domain 2A-like. Lineage: Eukaryota; Metazoa; Nemertea; Pilidiophora; Heteronemertea; Lineidae. The coding region runs from base 135 to 1388 and encodes 417 amino acids. The record is from RefSeq and is a predicted model, not a curated record. The transcript is spliced from 4 exons.
UGGAAGCCUCCAUGAUUUUCCAAAAACAAAAGAAAAAUCACGAAAAAUAGCAAUUUUAGAGUUAUUUACGAGACACAUUUUGUUCAAUUGUUGAGUUCAAAUUAGACAUAAGAUCUCUGUAGUUCACAACCAUAAUGUGGAACAUAAGAUACUACAUCUACAAGACAACAAAAAUCAGAAUUCCGAAAGUUGGGAAAAUUCUCCUCCUUCUCACAUUUCUGCUCUCUAUCUGCCUGUAUGUCACUCUGGCGUAUUACCUGGGGAAAAAUCGUUUGCGAGACCUGCGCUUCCUUGAACAUGAAAAAUGCCCAGCAUGCUUUGGUCGGAAACUCUGUAAUGAAUUCCAAAAUGGUGCUGUAAAAUUCACAGGUUUGGAUGGAAUUCCUGCCCUGAAAUUCACAAAUGUCAAAAAUGUCUUUUUUGGAACAUUCAAAGGUGAAAAGGUCGUCCUGAAGAAGUUAGCUCAUGACAAUGAAUUGGACGUUGCUGAUAAAAAGAUCUGCGAACUUACGAAACAAACUGAUUGUAAUGUCGCUCGAGCGAUCUAUAGAUAUAAGUUUCAGGAUGAAGACGUGCUUCAUCCGAUGUAUGUGAAAGGACUCUCAUCACUUACGGCGUGUCCUUCGACGAGGCUUAUGGAACGGAUCGAAACGAAAGCAGAUGAGCGGGAAAGAUACAUGCUUUAUUCACAAAAGCUGAUAUUGUAUACAACUAUGUUGGUGAACCCAGAGCCAAUUAUUUUACAGAUCUUCCCAGGGUCAGAGGGCUGGCCAUUUCCCAGGUACAUUGGAGCAUGUGGACGGUUCGUCGUGGAGGAAUAUGCUGGCGAACCUCUCACAAAGUUUUAUGAUGCUCCAUGGCUGAAAAGGGUUGACCUUGCGUACCAAGUGUUCAAGAUUGCAGAACAGUUCACCAAUAAUAAAGAAGACUAUGCACUGUACUUCACGGACAUCGAUUGGGCAAAUUACGCAGUCGAUGACGAGGGGAAAGUACGUGUCAUCGACGCGGAGAAUAUUAUCGUCGUCGACAAGAAAAUGAUCCGGACAUUAAAACCGCCCGAAUGGGAUAAACCGUUGUACAGCAAGUUUGACAAGUGCAAGGACUACUCGUUAUGUUUAAGUUUUAGCGAAGAAAAAUUGUGCACCCAUGUGACUGCCGAUUUUAACUAUUACGCCGUUUGUCGUGAUUUGCUGUCGCCGAUGGCGACAGAUAGAUAUCGUCCGUUUGGAUUGCUGCAUCAUAUUCCAAAGUUCGUUGAAGAGACGUGGAAAUUGGAAGAGUUGUUGACAGAAUGUGCUCGCCCGUCUGCUCCUAAUGGCAGGAUAUCGAAUAAAGAAAAACUCAUGGAGGCUUUGGAUAAGUUGCGGAGUUUCACUGCAGAAGAAUGAUUUACUGUUGGAAAUGUCAGAUUUAUACUCACGUCCCUGUUGCUUCCAUGACUUUGUUGAUAUUCGCGCUGUAGGAGCGAGGGGUUUCGAAAUAAUCUUGGAGUAGGGGGCAAUUCUUGGAAGUAGCAGGCUACAUUUUCCUUCUUCAUGUGGUCACUUGUGGGGAGGGGGGCUGGAAGCCAUUCAUGACGGCUGUACAUUAAGGUCAAGGUCAUAGGUCAUAUCAAAUCAAGUGGGUCAAGGAAACGAUUUCAUUGCAAAGUCUGUGUCUGUACUGACCCAGUCAUGAGGCCGUCCAACAAGAAAAGUUUUCAAAAAUGAAAAAUUUUCAUAUCUCAUGCACCUGCUUUUGUGACAGAUUCAGUUUACAAAUACCGGCUUCAGCCAAGUGUAGUUUUGCUCUGGCAGUGACAGCUGUGGGAAAAUUCUCCAGAGGAAUCGGGCCAAUUAAGCAGAAAAGUGCCUCUUCUACCCUCAUUCAGUCUGGCCAUAACAAGUAUUGCUUUAAUGUACGUAUACAGAAUGUCAUUCCAUUACAAAAAUGUUUUUGUUUUUGAUUUGCAAAUAACUUGUCUGAAUAUAUUUCUACAAUAUACAGUGUAUUUGUUGAUUGAGGAGACUAUA